GCAGAGCUCCGCCUCACAUGCUGCUGUUUAUCUGAUUACCGCGAUACAAGAGCUGCGUUUCCUUAUAGCGACACCCCCGCUUAAUUAAUUAGACUAUCGGAGAGGGGAGGAGAGAGGCGCCGAGGAUGCAGAUGACUGGAGGGCGCAUCCACCCGUCGCCACCAUCUUCUCCCUGUAUGACGCCGCGUGCCGCCCCUUCAUCUCAGCGCCUUGACGUUAUGAAACCGGCUGUAAUCUAACCCUGCAUGCCUGCAGAAAAGCGUCCAGGACCCCCCCUCCUCCCUCUUCUGCCCCCCAUUCUGCGAUUCAUGGACUGUCAAUGCGUCACACUCGCUCUUCGUGCGCCUUUUCUACCGCAGACGCCUCGCUACCGCCUUUCCUCACAUUUAGCUUAUGAAACCGGCUGCUUUAACGCGGCCUGCCGCUCCUCACUUCUGCGAUACGCAUGGACUCUGUAGCCUUCAUGGCUUCAGUUAAAAGCGUCCAUAAAUCCGCCGUUUGCGCGUCCUUGUUCGCUGAUCUGGCCUUUUGCAUUUCUGCGUUUCCUUUCGGCGGCUAUAGGUCGCUUCUGCCGCGCCGCCGCAUCUGCUCUUCCUUCUCCACAUGGACUCUAAAUUCUGCGUGAACCGCGCGUUUUCUUCCAUUCUACGCCCUCUCUUUGCCGCGGAUGCGGUGCACCUGGGUUCUCGCCGUCUCCUCGUCCUGGUCCAUCAGUGAUCCUGUGGUCCGGGGGGGCUGGUGCCCGCAGAGAGGUAGCAUGGUGCGGAUAGCCAGCGCGCUGGGGCUCGUCAUGUUCAGUGUGGCGUUGCUCAUCCUGUCGCUCAUCAGCUAUGUGUCCAUCAAGAAGGACUUCCUGCUCAGCACCCCCAGAUAUGGACCUAAUGGAGGACCCAGGAUGUCCAUGUUCCACACAGGGUUUCGCGAGAGGCCACCUCGCAAACCUGACCUGAGCUCCCAGCUGGCGAUGAAGUAUCUCGAUCCAGCUUUCACCUCUCUGACCAAUGCUCUCAGCGAGGACCUGCAGAACUCCUCCAAAUGGAGCUACAACAGCACUGCUUUUAUGCAACUGAAAAAGGAGAUUGCUCAGUAUAUUGACAUCCCCCACAACUUCACACUAACUCGAAACUCAGUCCGAAUCGGACAGCUAAUGCACUACGACUACUCCAGCCACAAGUACGUCUUCUCCAUUGGCGAGAACUUCCGCUCUCUCCUCCCUGAGACUUCGCCGAUCCUCAACAAGCACUACAAUGCCUGUGCUGUGGUCGGCAACAGUGGCAUCCUCACUGGCUCCCGCUGCGGAGCUCAGAUUGAGAAGUUCGACUUUGUCUUCCGUUGCAACUUCGCGCCAACUGAGAUCUUUAAGAAGGACGUUGGACGACGGACCAACAUGACAACUUUUAACCCCAGUAUCCUGGAGAAAUACUACAACAAUUUACUGACUGUGCAGGACAGGAACAACUUCUUCCUGAGUUUGAAAAAGUUGGACGGCGCCAUCCUGUGGAUCCCAGCAUUUUUCUUCCACACAUCAGCCACAGUGACGAGGACGCUGGUAGAUUUCUUCGUGGAACAUCGAGGUCAGCUGAAGGUCCAGCUGGCCUGGCCUGGAAACAUCAUGCAGUAUAUCAACAACUACUGGAAAACCAAGCAGCUGUCGCCGAAGCGCCUGAGCACGGGCAUCCUGAUGUACACGCUGGCGUCCUCCAUGUGUGACCAGAUCCACCUGUAUGGCUUCUGGCCCUUUGGCUGGGAUCCAAAUACGGGUAAGGAGUUGCCAUACCACUACUAUGACAAGAAGGGCACCAAGUUCACCACCAAGUGGCAGGAGUCCCAUCAGCUGCCCGCCGAGUUCAAACUCCUAUAUAAGAUGCAUAUGGAGGGACUGCUAAAGCUCACCCUUUCCCACUGUGCUUAGGCCUUAAACUGAAGCUGCUUCUUCAAACUCC
Scatophagus argus is the source of this 1943-nucleotide messenger RNA. RefSeq names its product ST8 alpha-N-acetyl-neuraminide alpha-2,8-sialyltransferase 3 (gene st8sia3). The record is from RefSeq and is a predicted model, not a curated record. Gene Ontology annotation, biological process: oligosaccharide metabolic process; N-glycan processing. The transcript has 5 exons. Bases 668 to 1912 code for a protein of 414 amino acids. Gene Ontology annotation, molecular function: alpha-N-acetylneuraminate alpha-2,8-sialyltransferase activity. Lineage: Eukaryota; Metazoa; Chordata; Actinopteri; Scatophagidae.